Messenger RNA from Acanthisitta chloris (rifleman), 2177 nucleotides. RefSeq names its product La ribonucleoprotein domain family, member 7 (gene LARP7). Gene Ontology annotation, biological process: RNA processing. The coding region runs from base 1 to 1782 and encodes 593 amino acids. The record is from RefSeq and is a predicted model, not a curated record. The transcript is spliced from 12 exons. Gene Ontology annotation, cellular component: nucleus. Gene Ontology annotation, molecular function: mRNA binding. Lineage: Eukaryota; Metazoa; Chordata; Aves; Passeriformes; Acanthisittidae.
AUGACAGAAAUGGAGGCUGAAACAGCAAGAGACAAAGCCAUGGAAGAAGAAAGCACUGAGCAGAAAAAGGAGAGAGAGAAGAAGAAGAGGUCAAGAGUGAAACAGGUGUUGGCAGACAUAGCCAAGCAAGUCGAUUUCUGGUUUGGGGAUGUUAAUCUCCACAAAGACAGAUUCCUCAGGGAGCAAAUAGAGAAGUCCAGAGAUGGGUAUGUUGACAUUUCACUGCUUGUUUCCUUCAACAAGAUGAAGAAGCUCACUACUGAUGGGAAGCUGAUAGCUCGAGCUGUGAAAAGCUCAUCUGUUGUAGAGCUGGACUUGGAAGGAACCAGGAUCAGGAGACGCCAACCGCUGGGUGAGCGCCCGAUGGACGUGGAUAGUCGAACUGUCUAUGUGGAGCUGCUUCCCAAGAAUGUGAACCACAGCUGGAUCGAGCGUGUGUUUGGGAAGUGUGGCAACGUGGUAUAUGUCAGUAUCCCCAGGUACAGGAGCACAGGGGAUCCCAAGGGCUUUGCUUUCGUGGAGUUUGAAACUAAAGAGCAAGCAGAGAAAGCUAUUGAGUUCUUGAAUAACCCCCCAGAAGAAGCCCCGAGGAAACCUGGGAUGUUCCCCAAAACUGUAAAGAACAAACCUGUUCCUACACUGAACUCAACUAACAGCACUGUAGUAGAAGAGAAGAAAAAGAAGAAAAAAAAGAAAUCCAAAAUGAAGAAGGAAAGCAAUGCCCAGGCAGCUUCAGAGCCAAAGGAAUCGAACACCAACACUACCAGCACAGAGCCAGCACCCAAGUCCAAAAGGCACAGGACUCCAUCAGAGUGCUCUGAAAUGGAGGGACCUGAGGCUCCCAGGCAGCCCUCAAAGAAGGAGAAGAGGAAAUGGGACAGGACAGAAAGCUCCGAGGUGAGCCUGGAAAGCAGGCCAGGGAAGAGAAAAAGAGCCAGGUCAGGAGAUGGGGAGACAGCACCUCGAAAGGUCAAGAAAACUGUUGAAAAGGAGGAAGCUGAUCCUGUGAAAGAAGAAACAACAGAAGCUCCGAUAAAAGAUUCCAAUGGUAAAGUUGAAGUUUCUGCUGUAGAAGACAAAGACAAGAAAGACACAUCCCUUUCCAAAGCCAAAAGGAAACACAAGAAGAAGCACAAAGAAAGGCACAAAAUGGGAGAAGAAGUCAUUCCACUCAGAGUACUCUCCAAGACGGAAUGGAUGGAUUUGAAGCAGGAAUAUUUGGCCCUGCAGAAAGCCAGCAUGGCCUCCUUGAAGAAAACGAUGUCUCAGAUCAAACCUGAGUCUAUGGGUGAGAUGGAAACAGAAUCUUGUGUGCAGAAACAUGAGAAUGACAGAACUGAAGACUGUGCCCCUCCUGCCAAGGCCAACACAAUGGGGCCUCAGUUUGUCAGCGGAGUAAUUGUGAAGAUCAUUAGCACUGAGCCCCUGCCGGGCAGGAAGCAGAUCAAGGAUGCUCUGGCAGUGCUGGCUGAGGUGGCUUAUGUGGACAUGCUGGAGGGAGACACGGAGUGUCACGUCCGAUUCAAGACUCCUGAGGCUGCACAGCUGGUCAUGAGAUCAUACAAAGAAAUUCAGAUCAAAAACAACUGGAAAUUCGAAAUUCUUACUGGUGACAACGAACAACGUUACUGGCAGAAGAUUUUAGUAGACAGACAAGCUAAGCUCAACCAGCCCAGAGAAAAGAAGAGAGGCACUGAGAAGCUGAUUGCUAAAGCUGAGAGGAUAAGACUUGAAAAGACCCAACAAACCAGCAGACACAUUCGCUUCACUGAUGAUAACUAACCAGGACUGAUGUUGGAAGUGAACUGUAGGUAUUUAAAACCAACCAAAACCAGCCCCACAAGCACCACUGCUUACAGCAAACCAACCCAGGCCCUUGGAGCCAUAACUCUGCAGACUGCAACUUAUGAAGAUGGUUCUGACCCCCAUUUUUAACUAGGCUGAAUGUUUUACUGCUUCUGAGCCUUUAGGUAAAGCUUUCUGGAACAUGUGUAUUAUGAGAUGUUGCUUUAGUUCACUUCUGGUUUGGGUUUUUUGGGGGGUUUUUUUGGUUCUGUUAUUUUGUUUGGUUUUGGGUUGUUUUUUCUUUUGUAUGUUGAAGUUUUAUACACUAGGUUCUAAAAUAAAAUGCUUGAGAAAAUAUUUGACUUGUUCCUCUCUAAUUCUUCCAUUUUCUU